Lymnaea stagnalis (great pond snail) is the source of this 318-nucleotide messenger RNA. The record is from the annotation of a GenBank genome assembly. NCBI's taxonomy places the organism in Eukaryota, Metazoa, Mollusca, Gastropoda, Lymnaeidae.
CAGAGUUUGCGUCCGAAAUCGCUUGACGAAUAUAUCGGACAAGCAAAAAUCAUCAAUAAUUUACGGAUUUUUUUGAAGGCGGCUUUGCGUCGCGGCGAAGCGUUAGAUCACGUUUUGCUUUUCGGUCCGCCGGGAUUAGGAAAAACGAGUCUGGCGGUGAUCGUCGCCAAUGAACUCGGUGCAAAUUUGAAAACGGUUCACGCUCCGGCAGUCGAAAAGUCGGGCGAUCUGGCGGCGAUCUUGACGAAUCUGGAAGAAGGCGACGUGCUUUUUAUUGACGAGAUUCAUCGCCUCAGACCGCAGAUCGAAGAAAUUCUU